CGCCAUACAUAUACAGCGAUGACGGCACAGCGAGCAGCUCCCCAUCGACCCCAGGCUCACAACUCCCAGCCUGAUGCAGCGUCCGGCCUUGCUCGUCCACGUCUUCGCCGCGCUACUCUGCUGCAGCCCGCUCCUCGCGGCCGGUCAGGCAGCGGCCGCCGCUGCAUAUGCUCCCCAACUGGCCCCGUGUCCAGCAGGCUUCUCGCUGGUUCGCGAGGCAGGCACCGAAGCUCAGUCUCAGACCCUAAGUCAAGGCGAGCGCGAGUACAUCUCGGCCAAGCAAUAUACAGUGCUCCCGGACGCGUGGAAGUCUUAUCUCUCUUCCGUGGAAGGCAGCGCGAGUGGUAGCUCGUUGCCAGCAUAUGUUUCCGAAAUUCUCGGCGGAAACUAUGGAUGGACGGCCUAUCCUAGGUUGGGCAUUGCAGCAAGUGGGGGCGGGUACCGCGCGGCGACGUUCGGUGCCGGCGUGCUCAACGCGCUCGAUGGGCGUAAUGUCUCAGCGGUCGCAGCUGGUACAGGUGGUCUCCUGCAAGCGGCGACCUACCUCACCGGACUAUCCGGAGGGAGCUGGCUGGUGACGUCGCUCGCCCAAGCGGAUUUUCCUACAAUCCCGGAUCUUGUGUUCGGACCCGCCACCGCGAACUCAACAGGCUUUGGUGGAUGGAAUGCAGUGUACAGCCUGCUAGAACCGAGCAAUGACCCCAUUGUCAACGCCGCCUACGUGCUUGACGUCAUUGGAGAGGUAGGGGACAAGAACGCAGAAGGGUUUCCGGUGACCAUUAGCGACGUUUGGGCUCGUGCCCUGUCGAGGCACUUUGCCAAUGGUACGGACGCGGCGAACUUUUACGACACAAGCGCCACCCACGGUGCUGGGAUCACUUUCUCCUCGCUGCCAAAUCUAGACACGUUCCAAACUUACGUGCAACCGUUCCCUAUAUUGGUCUCGGAUUCCUGGUCGCCGCACGGGAAUUUCUCCGCUGAGGCGGACCUCGAGGAUGCUUACGUCCCACUAACUAACCCGAUUUAUGAGUUCAACGUCUACGAGUUUGGUUCGUACGAUCCAAUGCUCGGUGCCUUCAUCCCCAUGGCAAACAUGGGCACAACAAAUGAAAGCAUUUGCGUUACGAACUUUGACCAGGUUUGUUUCGUCGAGGCGCUCUCCGCAAGCCUAUUCAACGAGUACAACAGCUCCGCUGCAGCUUUGAUGAACUCAUCCAUAUAUGAGCUCAUCGAGAUCUUGGAAGAACUGCUACCUCAGACAUUGAUCGACUACACCGUCGGCAUCGUACCGAAUCCGUUCCAAGGCUUGCACCCGGAGACGUUUAUCGACACGAAUGAGACGUACCUGCAGAUCGUCGAUGGCGGAGAAGAUGACGAAACCGUACCCCUCCAGCCAUUGCUCGUCAAGGCUCGUGAAGUCGAUGUUAUCUUCGCUAUUGACGCGGCAUCAGAUACGGAGUACAACUGGGUAGACGGAAGCUCUAUCAUAGCUACCCAGGAGCGCAUGGCGUACUUCGCCGGGACGUACUCUUUCCCGCCUGUACCACCAGACAACAGCACCUGGCUCACCGAGGGGCUCACCACGCGCCCGACCUUCUUCGGUUGCAACAGCAGCGGCGCAUCCGGGGCGCCGCUCCUCGUCUACCUGGGCAACGGCGGGCCGCCCCUCGGCGAGACCACCGCCUACACGAACACGUCGACCGAACAGCUCGCGUACAGCGCGGACGAGCUCGAGGCGAUGCUCAGCCAGACGUUCGACGUCGCGACGCAGGGCAUCCCGAGCGACACGGAGAGUGGGUGGGAGAAGGACCCGGAGUGGGCGGGUUGUUUGGCUUGUGCGGUUGUGGAUCGGGCGAGGGAGCGGCAGAGUAUUGAGAGGAGCGGGUCGUGUCAGAGCUGUUUGGAGCGGUAUUGCUGGAGCUGAGCGUGCACGGCGACGAUUCGACAUUACUUGACAGACUCAACGGGACAAGGAUACUUUUGGACAUGCCCACACCCUAAUCUUUGAAUAUUUAUACUCAUGGAACGCACACACCUGUCUCUAGGGUCGCUGACAUUGCCAGUCAUUACCA
Molecule: messenger RNA, 2072 nt
Organism: Rhodofomes roseus
Lineage: Eukaryota; Fungi; Basidiomycota; Agaricomycetes; Polyporales; Fomitopsidaceae
Product: lysophospholipase
Exons: 6
Coding region: 74-1924 (616 amino acids)
Biological process (GO): glycerophospholipid catabolic process
Cellular component (GO): cytosol
Molecular function (GO): A2-type glycerophospholipase activity
Source: RefSeq, a predicted model, not a curated record